CCGAUGUCAGACUGGCAUUCCUUUUUGAACCUGUCCUCCGUCCUUCUCUCUUUAGAGACUUUCAUUCCUUCAUCCACGUGUCAUUUUACAACCCAGUUUUGGAUAUCUUAUUCUUAUUGUUAUGUCUGCGCUUAUAACAGAAACAAAAUAUAUCUAAUCUAAACUAGGAAAAACCAUGAGGAAGCCCAAGGAAAACCCCAGGACAACUGUCGCCAUUAUUGGCUCAGGAAUGGCAGGACUUGUGACAGGAUACUUGCUCAAGCAGGAUCAGAAUCAACAAUUUGAUGUCCAAGUUUUCGAAAUGCAAGAUAAAUUAUCCCUCGACUCAGCAUCAAUUACUGCCCCUACAGAAGAUGGGAAGGGGGUACGGGUCGAUCUCCCAAUGCGGGCUUUCGCGGGCGGAUUUUACAGCAAUUUGAGGAGAAUGUAUAAACAUCUGGGCGUGAAAUACGUUCCCAUCCAAUUCCUAUUUCCACUGUCGCAAGUGCCAGGCAGUAGGAAAUCGUCUCUGUCCUCAAGCCAUGGAAGAGAAAAUGAUGCCGAUUGCCAUGGGGAAGGCGAUGAUGAGAAAACUAUUCCCUCAAAGCCUUAUUUUAUUCAUUCGUCUAACAACCAUCGCAUCCCUCCCGUACGACCUGAGCACUUGGGAUUCUGGGGUUGGACUACAGAGUUUGUGUAUCUUUCUCUCUGUUUUUUGUGGUAUACCCUAUGUUGCUUUCUUAUACCACCAUACUCGUCGAGAAACCGAUACCAAUCCGUGUCGUCUCUCACUGGCGCAACGAGGAUAGAGGACGCAUCCCUGGCCGAAACACUCGGCGAAUACCUUGAGCGGAUAAUGCUUCCUAAGUACUUUACGCAAAACUACAUAAUCCCCCAAUUUUCAGCGGUGACAACUUGUUCGCACGAAGAUCUUCUCAAAUUCCCGGCCAAAGACCUGAUAGAAUAUUCGACGCAGACGUACAACGUGCCCUACUACGUCGUGCAGGGUGGUGUGAAUGUCGUCCAAAAGAUCCUGGCUGAGGGGCUGAACAUCCAGCUAAAUUCACGAGUAAUCUCCGUGGAGUCGCAAUCUGGCCCCUCUUCUAAGGUGCGCGUUUCGUACCGAGUGGGCGGGGAGGGCACUCUCCAUCAAAGGGAUUUUGACCAUGCUAUCUUAGCUGUCACGCCGGAUGUCGUUGGCGCUAUAUUUCAACCCCUGAGAUCGACCAUGACGCACCUGCCAACCACCAUCGUCGAGAGCAUCGUGCAUCACGACACGUCUUCUCUUCACCCGCUGUCGCAGACUUGCCACUAUGGCAAUAAGGAGAGCAAUGCCACCAGCAGUUACGGGUAUUCAUCGUCACCGCCCCCAGAGACACAGGUCAUCCAUGUCCGUUCGUCGCCGGCCGGCUUCACGGAGGCAAUCCACGAAUGUGGCCGUUCCGUUUUUGUCACAACUGUACCCAUAACGCCCAUCAAUCCUUCAAAGAUCAUCCACCGAACGCGCUUCACCAGAGUGCUGCGUACGCCGCAGAGCAAAGAGGUUGUAAAUCGCAUUUUUGGACGUGACCCCGCUGCCUCUGGGGUAUCGGAGAAGAGUCACCAAUGGCGGAAUGGAAAUGGGAAUGUUUGGUUGGUAGGAGGCUGGUGCUGGGAUGGGAUGGUUUUGUUAGAAGGCUGUGUGGUAUCUGCGAUGCGGGUUGCUGAUGCGCUGGGUGUCCAUGUUCCGUGGAGGACUGUGUCGUAGGAUGGAUAAUAUGCAUUGGUUGGUUGGUGGAUUGGAAGGUAUCAGCAUUUUACGUUUUUUGACAUGAAGAUGGAUGCGCAAGAAUUUUUCAUGUUUGUGGUACCUUGCCAUGCACCAUAUAUUUGAUACGAAGAUAUGAUUGAACUAUUGGAAUAUCUUUUGUUUUUUUUUGGG
This is a messenger RNA of Histoplasma capsulatum G186AR, 1900 nucleotides long. RefSeq lists its product as uncharacterized. The record is from RefSeq and is a predicted model, not a curated record. Gene Ontology annotation, molecular function: oxidoreductase activity. NCBI's taxonomy places the organism in Eukaryota, Fungi, Ascomycota, Eurotiomycetes, Onygenales, Ajellomycetaceae. The coding region runs from base 176 to 1726 and encodes 516 amino acids. The transcript has 2 exons.